AUGGAAUCGCCUCAAAUGUACGAUACGAAUCAAAUCCAAGUGCGCAGUGAUAUCAAGAAGCUAACGAUGGCCGCGAACAAUGGCGUGAACGGUACGAACGGUACGGCCAACGGGGCCUCGCCGACCAACAACAACUCUCCGACGGCAAUUAAUCAGAACACGCUGGCGCUGAAGCAGCAACAGCAGCAACAGCAGCACCAGCAGACGCAACAACAGGUACAGCAGCAGGUACAGCAGCAGGUCCAGCAGCAGGUACAGCAGCAGACCCAGCAACAGGUACAGCUUGGUCAGCAUCCGAGCAAUGGUGCGUCCGGGCUGCUGUCCAACGGGAACCUGCUGUCCAAGCAGAUGCUGCAACAGAUACAGUACUCGCAGUCCGAGCUGGACGAGCUAACGUCACAGGAGAUCUCGCUCGAUCUGCAGCACCUGAUCGACGACCAGUUCCGCGAUCCGGAAGCGUUGGGCAUCUUCACCGAGAUGGUCACCGUCGGCAGUACGAACGGUACGAUGGCCAACCCGCUGGUACAGUCGGCCGCUGCCAAGGCACUCCAGCUUCAGCAGGCACGUCUCUCGCAGCACACGAACGGUGGCAACAGUUACCAGCGAUCACUCGCCUAUAUGCCCCAGCCCGUGCAUACGGGUGCGGCCUACGGCAGUACCUCCAGCGAUGAGAACAGCUCCGUCGGAUCGUCCGCCGACUCGGCCAACAUCAAGGAGGAACCGGUCGAUCCGAACGAGUACCGUCGGCAGCUGCUAGCGAACGGCGCAUCCGGUGGUGCUCAGUUCAUGGGCACCAUCAACGGCUAUCAGGGAUUACCGGGGUCGGGUGGUGGAGCGGGUGGUGGCGGUGGCGCGACACCAAACGGAGUAUCCGGUGCGCUAGGUGCGGCUGGCGGUACGACACCGAGCUACGUCACCAACGGUAACGGCAACAGCUUCUCCAGCCUAACGCCCGCCACCGUGCUGCACCAUCAGGCACUGCCCCACCUGUCCGGGGCCGCGCACCUGGCGAACCUUACCAAACACAGCAAAAUGUUACCGCACGUCGGUCGCAAAACGCAGCAAAAAACCGUCGACAAGGGUACGGACGAGUACCGGAGGCGACGGGAGCGGAACAACAUCGCGGUCCGGAAGUCACGCGAGAAGGCGAAGGUGCGGUCGCGCGAAGUGGAGGAAAAGGUGAAGACACUGCUGAAGGAGAAGGACGUGCUGAUACGCAAGAUCGAGGAGAAGAACAACGAGAUCGCACUGUACAAGCAGCUGUAUAUGCACCUGAUGAACCACAGCAAUCCGGAGAUCAACCAGAUCUGUCGCAGUGCGCUUAAUCUGUCCAACAUGGGCGACCACAUGUGA
Messenger RNA from Anopheles marshallii, 1353 nucleotides. RefSeq names its product CCAAT/enhancer-binding protein-like. NCBI's taxonomy places the organism in Eukaryota, Metazoa, Arthropoda, Insecta, Diptera, Culicidae. The transcript has a single exon. Bases 1 to 1353 code for a protein of 450 amino acids. Gene Ontology annotation, molecular function: RNA polymerase II cis-regulatory region sequence-specific DNA binding; DNA-binding transcription factor activity, RNA polymerase II-specific. The record is from RefSeq and is a predicted model, not a curated record. Gene Ontology annotation, biological process: DNA-templated transcription; regulation of transcription by RNA polymerase II.